AUGGGCUACCUAACACAGUACGCCGCCGGCUAUUCAGUCACCUCCCUCACCACACUCCUCCUCGUCCUCUACUUCACCGACCAUUUCCACCCCUUCUACUUCCUCCGCACCGCCUCGCCCUACGCAUGGGCAAUGACGGGCAUUGGCCUCUGCAUUGGCCUCUCGGUCAUGGGCGCAGCUUGGGGAAUCUACAUCACUGGCUCAUCCAUCUUGGGAGCUGGUGUGAGGACGCCGAGGAUCACAACAAAGAACUUGAUCAGCAUCAUCUUCUGCGAAGUCACGGCCAUCUAUGGCGUCAUUAUUUCCAUCGUCUUCAGCGCAAAGAUCACGGGCAGCCUGUCGGAUCAGGGACUGUACACGAGGGAUAACUUCUUCACAGGCCACCUCCUCUUCUGGGGAGGACUCACCACGGGUCUCUGCAACCUCAUUGGUGGAGCAUCCGUAGGCGUCACGGGUGCCAACGCCGCCGUCGCAGAUGCAGCCGAUGGGCAGCUGUUCAUCAAAAUCUUGAUCGUGGAGAUCUUCUCGUCGAUCAUUCCCAUGUUCGGUCUCAUCGUGGCGUUGCUCAUGACUGCCAACACGAGUGAGUUCAAAUGA
Messenger RNA from Jaminaea rosea, 597 nucleotides. RefSeq lists its product as hypothetical. The transcript has 3 exons. NCBI's taxonomy places the organism in Eukaryota, Fungi, Basidiomycota, Exobasidiomycetes, Microstromatales. Gene Ontology annotation, molecular function: proton-transporting ATPase activity, rotational mechanism. Gene Ontology annotation, cellular component: proton-transporting V-type ATPase, V0 domain. The record is from RefSeq and is a predicted model, not a curated record. Gene Ontology annotation, biological process: proton transmembrane transport. Bases 1 to 597 code for a protein of 198 amino acids.